GCUUAGCUCACUUGGCAGACCCGCCAAGUAUGUAAUUACAGCCGAACGCUGCAAGUUAACCUCAUUCCACUAUGCAACAGCCUCAUCCUCGUUUUUCUGUUCUAUCUGGUUCUUCGCUCUCUUCUGCAGAACAUCUUUCUCCGACUGCAAGCUCAACACGUUUCUCUUUACCUUCUGCGACAUCCAUAAAUACCGCUCUUGGCACGCCAAAACCAAGCCUUAGACCUAAUAUUUACGAUAGGAACCUUAAUAAAACACGGACGUCAGAAGUCUCUGCUUCCGCUUUCGCCUUCCUUUUCUCUGAGGUAGUCCAAUAUACGCAGAAACGUGUAAGUGGGAUCAAUGAUCUCGAACGGCGAUUAAACACCCUCGGCUAUCGCGCUGGAACCCGAGUCCUUGAGCUCAUGGUCUGGCGGGCAGAGUCGUCAUCCAAAGCUCCCAAACGAGAAAUUCGCUUUCUGCCUGCUCUCAUGUCCAUUCACACACAGGUGUGGAGGGCAGUCUUUGGACGCCCCGCAGAUGCAAUAGAGAAGAGCGUGGAGAAUGAAGAUGAAUACAUGAUUAUCGACAAUGAUCCUCCGAUCGAACGUCAUAUAUCUGUCCCUAAAGAUAUGAAUCAACUUAGUUGUUCUUCAUUCACUGCUGGGGUCGUAGAAGCGGUCUUGGACGGACUAGGAUUGCCUGCACGUGUGACAGCUCACCAUACCCCUACACAGCAGUUUCCAUCGCGUACGACUAUACUCAUUAAACUUGACAAAUCUGUACUAGAAAGGGAAGAAAUCUUCAAGUGAACACGUUCUGCAGUCUUCCCAUGUUCCAUCCUCUCAUCACGAAGAACGAUAAGUAUUGGUGUGUAACCGAUCACUAGCAAUACCCCAUACUGAGAGACCUGCAAUAAUAGCCCAUCAAUUCCCGUGGACUGUGUAUGCAGAAUAAGUUACUGCCC
This is a messenger RNA of Suillus subaureus, 946 nucleotides long. Its product is annotated as NO signaling/Golgi transport ligand-binding domain-containing protein. Gene Ontology annotation, biological process: endoplasmic reticulum to Golgi vesicle-mediated transport. The transcript has 4 exons. The record is from RefSeq and is a predicted model, not a curated record. Gene Ontology annotation, cellular component: TRAPPIII protein complex; TRAPPI protein complex; TRAPPII protein complex. The coding region runs from base 72 to 791 and encodes 239 amino acids. Lineage: Eukaryota; Fungi; Basidiomycota; Agaricomycetes; Boletales; Suillaceae.